Molecule: messenger RNA, 669 nt
Organism: Alnus glutinosa
Lineage: Eukaryota; Viridiplantae; Streptophyta; Magnoliopsida; Fagales; Betulaceae
Exons: 2
Coding region: 152-487 (111 amino acids)
Source: RefSeq, a predicted model, not a curated record
AUGACCAGUACUUGUACUUCUAUUCAUAAAAACAGGAGUCAGGAGAGCUUAAGGCUUACGUCUCUCCAAACUCUUCCCGUCCUGUUGCUUACUGCUCAUAACAAAGGCGAACUCACCGGCUUCUACAAGCUUGUAUUUUCAGCUUUACACGAUGAGUUGUUUUCCGGCAAAGGUGAUGGCAGCACUAGUAGUAGCUGUAUUCCUUCUUGUGGGUGGAAUACAUAUUCCACCAACUUCUGCAUCACUUUUUUACGGUGGUCGGAAGAGUUUAUCACUUGAUGGCUCCGUGAAGACAACACCAAGAUUAGAAGGCAGUUCUGAAGAUCUGAACAAUCUUGCUAGUAAGAAAAUAGUUUCCGUCCGGAUCCUACGUGGAAGAGGUCUGAAGCCGCCACCUCCACCCACCCGAAACAUACCAACAAAAUGGAAAAGCCCACCUCCACCCUUCAAGGGCAAGUCUCCACCUCCGCCUCCUAUUUUAGGCUAGGACAAAAAUUUCUUACGGUUUGAGAAAUUUUCUUCCUAACUCAAUUUGUAGAAGUACUGACGGAUUCUUUAACAUGUAGUCGUUAAAGAAACACAUAUUAUUUUAAUAAUUAUGUUUCUUACUUUGUUCUCUUGAUGUGAUCCCAAAAAAAUAGUUAUGUAUUCAAACUUAAUUCGCAAAUA